GCUCUACUUAAGUGGUGCAGUAGCCCUGAACCAAUCGCAUUUUUGUUUACACGCCAAAAAACAUUGUUUUUAUUUGUUGCUUGCGCAGGAAUUCUGUGUACGAUUAAUAAAAUCCAAAUUUUAAAAUGAAAUUGGAUAACUUUCGCCUGAUCGUCGAGGUGCAGAAGCGUCGUGCUUUAUGGGAUUCGACCAUGCACUUGGCUAUCCGCAAGGAUGCGUGCACGCUGCAAUGGCAAGAGGUUGCAGAUUUAAUGCAGAUAGACGUAAGUCUUUGCAAGAAGCGCUUCAAGGGAUUACGGGACAGUUAUCGCGCCGAGGUUCGCAAAAUACAGAAGCGACGUAUCGAUAACUCAAACUGGCCGUACUUUCGUGCAUUGGAGUUCCUGCGAAUCAUAUUUGAUCCGGAUAAACUGGUGCCCUUUAAACCGGAACCCUUCAGCAUGGACAUCAACUGUGCGGACAAUGAGCAAAGCAGGCUUGAUGAAUUUGUAAUAGAUGUGGACAAUGACGAUUCCUUUGACUUUGAGAUUAUGGGCGACAUUUUCAAGCGAGAUCCGACAGAGACCCAGUGUCACGACUCUGGCACGGGUAUGUCAUUAAUCACCCACACCAAAGAGAACUGCGACGCGUCUUCAUCUGAUUUGUUAAUGCCUCUAAAUCGAUCAGACGUUACAAUAUCCCCUAGAUUACUAUCGCCACUUCCCAUUGCUCCGAUAGCACCGAUACCACCGCCUGCGAAACGUACGCGACAUCGUAGGAUCUCAUCCAGAGAAGCUCCCUAUAUGAAUGGGCAUGCGACAGCGUCAUCAGAUUCCUCAAAAGAUGAUCCAGACCACAGUUUUCUAGUUAGCUUGCUGCCACAUAUGAAAACCCUGUCGAGUAUGAACAAUAUGAAAUUCCGCACGGAGGUCAGUCGAAUGUUGAUGGACCUUAACCAACAGGAACGAGAGUCGAACCAAGGCUAUCAUCCUGAGCUGGAGCCAACUAAGUAUAAUCUUUUGCACAGUUCCAUCAUAGAGUGUGAUGUUAAAAUAGAAAAUGAGCCAUUAAUUUAAGGAUAGAUCAUGAAUUUACAUGUAUAUAAGUAGACAUUACACAUAAUUGGCUGAAUCCAAAAUUAUUUACAUUUAUAAAAACCUAUUAUAAAAACCCGCAUUUACAAAGAAUCGCUCUCAUAUUAAUUGUUUGAAAUAUAAAAUUAAACUUUUGUUGCUAUUGCAUUGAAUGACAUUCGAAUAGUUCUAAGAGUUAAGAUUGUUUUUAGUCUUUAUGUACUUUAUAUAUGUUUAAAAUAUAAAAGUAUGCCAUGAAAAAGAA
Messenger RNA from Drosophila innubila, 1317 nucleotides. RefSeq lists its product as uncharacterized. The transcript has 2 exons. The coding region runs from base 126 to 1055 and encodes 309 amino acids. Gene Ontology annotation, biological process: regulation of transcription by RNA polymerase II. The record is from RefSeq and is a predicted model, not a curated record. Gene Ontology annotation, cellular component: nucleus; transcription regulator complex. NCBI's taxonomy places the organism in Eukaryota, Metazoa, Arthropoda, Insecta, Diptera, Drosophilidae. Gene Ontology annotation, molecular function: DNA binding.